Messenger RNA from Cucurbitaria berberidis CBS 394.84, 850 nucleotides. RefSeq lists its product as uncharacterized. Lineage: Eukaryota; Fungi; Ascomycota; Dothideomycetes; Pleosporales; Cucurbitariaceae. Bases 70 to 561 code for a protein of 163 amino acids. The record is from RefSeq and is a predicted model, not a curated record. The transcript has a single exon.
ACUGUUUACGAAUAUUACAUCAAUCUUCUUAUACUUACGAUCUCAUAUUCUGAAUCACCUAUAUCGACAAUGUCUGGCCAAGGAUACAAUCUCUACAAAGUCCAAUACACAUUAGGAAUGCAAGACCCUCUAAUGGGUAGCGAGACGAGAUAUCAUACUGUUCUCUUUGUCGAGACGAAAGCAGACGGAGGAGGGCACACCUUUCAAGUCAAUGGUGACUUGGUAUCGGGCAUGAGUUACGAAUCCAUAUCAGGUCCAAACCCAGAACUAUCCCAGACCUAUUUUGCAAAGACACACCUCGGACGUAUCCGCAUCGAAGACUACCCAGAACGUUUGGACGGAUUGCUGCAGACAGUGCCGCCACCUCCUCGCCAGAGGGCAUUCAAUGUCAAGACGAUGCGCACCGAGCAAAUCAAACCAGAUGGGACAUUUUAUCAAGCCGAUGAGCAGAGACCACCGUUCAUCAAGUGCACUGAAUGGACCGAACAACAAGCUCUUCCAGCCUUGUAUCAGCAUCAGCUGCUGCACAACAAUUUACAACAAGCUCCGCUGGGGAGGUAGUGGGUAGUGGAGCAGUAGUCAAACUGCCCAAGUUGCGAAUGGCGCUCCUGUUAUUUGAACGCAAGGAGUAGGUCUAGCAGGACUAGAAGCUAGUUUGUAGAGUACAUCUGGAGGUUAAGACAACAAGUUAUUAGCAUCUAGUGGGGUUUUACCAUGUAUUACCCGUUUCUUCUAGUUUCGGCUCCCUUUUAAUAGCUUUGUUGGUUGGCGCGGUGCCUAGCAAACUGAAAGACAUCGACGAGCCAGCAGGUUCGAAUUUAAUGCUCAGAAUAUUAGGUCUUUAUGCACC